UCAUAACUACGAGCUAUAGGCAUUUAUAGCCUAGCUCAGACAUGGUCCUAAUGCUCAAGUCCGUGUUGGCAUUUUCGGUUUCAUUCUCACCCUACCUAUCCACUGCGCUGUCGAUUGUUGAUGUGGGUCGUGUUGCGAUAGACUCACCACUGCAUCAAUAUACAUACUAAUAUUUCUCAUGGCCCCUUUCUAUUUCCCGGUCUUACGCCCCCCGUGGUUGGCGGUCUUGGCCUGCCUAGCCGGGCUUAAUCCGCUACCAGCGUUUUCGAAGCCAUUGGAUCCGAAGACGUGCUCCUUGGACUUCCACGGCUCAGUACUAGGCCGUAGACAAGAAUCACUUACAUGUCCUCCCCCCAUAGAUGAAGAAUCCGCAAUAGAUACGGGGACCUGGGAGCCUUGGAAGCGUCGGCCCUACUGCAUAGAACCCUUACCGGGAGAUGCGCCCGGGCCACAGUUCUGUCUCUACACAUUCGAGCCGUUUCGCGGGGACCGAGGUCUGAGCGUUAUAACCACGCCCGUACUUGCAGCGAGCAUGGUCGACGCCUUAGAUGACUCGGUCGUGCCCCCGAAGCUCAGGGACCACCCUUCAAGUUCCCUCGCGGCGGAAGGAAGCAGUCCGGCGUACGUGAUUAAGGACAUACCCGGAAAGGGGAAAGGUUUAGUUGCGCAGCGCCAGAUUGGGAAAUGGGAACUAGUAUUGGUAGACUAUCCCUUCAUGCUUGCACACGUGGGUCUAUUCGAUGUAGUAGGCCCUGAGCUCCGCGAGGAUGUUCUAGAUCGAGCUUUACGCCAGCUACCAGAGGAGCAGCAAGGCGAAAUAUUGUCAUUGGCACGCAGCACUGGCGGUGAAACGGUUGAAGACAUUCUCAGAACGAAUAUCUUUGGCGUUGAGCUCGGAAUUGAGAUACCACAUCUAGGAUUACUUCCUAUUGGCUCCCGGAUCAAUCAUGACUGCAGACCCAACGUUUUCUGGCGAUACUCAGUACGUGCUUUAGCAGUCGAAGUCAUUGCAAUGCGCGACAUCGAACCCGGAGAAGAGAUAACACAAAGUUACGUACCUCUUGGGUUAUCCUACGAAGAGCGCAAAGAAGACCUGAAAAACUGGGGCUUCACCUGUACAUGCUCGCUAUGCGCCUCUUCUCAAAAGCAUAGGGCGGCUUCGGAUGAAAACCGAGCGCGACUACAGGAUAUCUACCAUGAGCUAAACGACAGCGCUGCGGGAAAGUCUAAUCUAACGAUCAACACAAUCGAAAGGCUCACUGAAGAGCUAGAGUCGCUAGUAGCCAAGGAGAACCUAGAGGCCCAACUUCUUGUGCACUACAGUGCUGUUGCUAGAGCCUAUAUGCGCGUCGGCGAGCUGGACGCAGCUAGGAGAUACGUGGAAUUAUGUGAGUACUUAUGGGUGCAAUACGCUGGAGAGGAAGAUGAUUAUCUCGCGGGAAUGCAUCAACUACGACAUGAGCUAAAUGAGAGGGACAGAAAGGCCACCAUCGACGGAAGGUCUUAAAGGAUAUAGAUUCAACUCGUAAUCCACCCCUUUCAAUUUCAUAAGAACAUUUACUCCUUUCUAGAUGAUAAAAACUACGAUAUAUGUCACUAAAAGUUAUGCACCGUAAGGCAAUCCGCCACUCAUUUUUCAUAGAAUCAUUGAGGGGAUUUAGCUAGUUA
This is a messenger RNA of Daldinia decipiens, 1668 nucleotides long. RefSeq names its product SET domain-containing protein. Lineage: Eukaryota; Fungi; Ascomycota; Sordariomycetes; Xylariales; Hypoxylaceae. The transcript is spliced from 4 exons. Gene Ontology annotation, molecular function: protein binding. The coding region runs from base 179 to 1507 and encodes 442 amino acids. The record is from RefSeq and is a predicted model, not a curated record.